Molecule: messenger RNA, 788 nt
Organism: Triticum aestivum (bread wheat)
Lineage: Eukaryota; Viridiplantae; Streptophyta; Magnoliopsida; Poales; Poaceae
Product: protein NRT1/ PTR FAMILY 2.13-like
Exons: 1
Coding region: 222-788 (188 amino acids)
Biological process (GO): transmembrane transport
Cellular component (GO): membrane
Molecular function (GO): transmembrane transporter activity
Source: RefSeq, a predicted model, not a curated record
GGAAGACGCCGGCGAACCCAUGGAGGUUGUGCACGGUGCAGCAAGUGGGGGCGGUGAAGUGCCUGGCGCGCAUCAUCCCGGUGUGGUCAUCGGGGAUCGUCUACUUCGUGGUGCUCACCCAGCUUGGCACCUACGUCGUGCUCCAGGCAGCGCAGACCGACCGCCGGAUCAGCAACGCCAGCAGCUUCCAGAUCCCGCAGGGCUCCUUCAUCGUCUUCUCGAUGCUCUCCCUCACGCCCUGGAUACCCGUGUACGACCGGGUGGUGGUGCCGGCGCUCCGCCGCUUCACCAAGCACGAGGGCGGCAUCACCCUGCUCCAGCGCAUCGGCGUCGGCCUGGCGCUCUCCGUCGCGACGAUGCUGGUGUCGUGCUUCUGGCUGGUGCCGCAGCUGCUGCUGGCGGGCUUGUCCGAGGCGUUCGGCGGCAUCGGGCAGCUCGAGUUCUUCUACCGGCAGUUCCAGGAGAACAUGCGGAGCGUAGCCGGGGCGAUCUAUUGCCUGGGGUUCGCCCUGGCGAGCUACGCGAGCGGGGUCAUGGUGACGGUGGUGCACCGGGCGACGAGGGGGCGGGACGGGCGGCCGGACUGGCUGGCGCAGGACCUGGACCAGGGGAGAAUCGACCUGUUCUACCUCGUCACCGCCGCCAUCGCCGCCGUCAACCUCAUAUACUUCGUUGUCUGCGCGCGGUGGUACAGGUUCAAGGAGUCCAACGGCAACGACGACGGCUCCCACGCCAGCGCUGACGUCGAGCUCGUCCCAAAAAUGUCCGCGAGUGCGGCGCCCGUUUAG